UAUACUUGAAUGUUUUCUGAUAGGGAUCAAAAGAGAAGUUGUCCAAGUUGAAUGCUACUCCAAAAGUUGAUUGUUUUUGUCGGUUACUGUCACAACAAAGGCGUUCUCCAUUGUGGCGGUGUGAAAUAAUGAGUUAUACCACUCUUGGGCUUCCCUUGGCUGCUGCUCGUAUUAACUAUCCAUAUAGUCAACAAGAACAGCCACCACAAAAUGCUUGUGCGUACAAAUGGCGCUUGGUAUUAUCUUACGAUGGCACUCGAUUUGCAGGUUGGCAGUAUCAACCGGCACCCCCAACCUUACAGUGCAUCUUGGAACAAGCAUUAACUCGAGUAACCAAAGUUGAACGUGAGGAGCUCUGUUUAGUUGGUGCAAGUAGGACCGACAAAGGAGUUCAUGCGCUGGGUCAGGUGGCACACUUCUUUACACCUUUUAAUUAUGACGGAUUGCAUGAUAUGCACGCAGCACUCAAUGGUAUUCUUCCUCCUGAUGUUCGGGUUAGAGAAAUCAGCUCCGCAGUUCCUGAAUUUCAUGCUCGUUUCUCAGUCACUGGAAAGAUUUAUCGCUAUAAUAUCUAUAAUGAUACUGUCUUGGACCCAUUCCAUCGUCUAUAUGCUUUUCAUAAUCUUUCCAAGCUCAAUACUUGUGUCAUGAAGGAAGCAGCCAAGUAUUUUGUAGGGAAACAUGAUUUUUCAUCUUUCGCCAACACACAACGCAAUGAUCGUCAAAUCAGCCCCGUGAAGAAUAUAUCCCGGGUGGAUAUAAUUGAAAAGGGAUCUCUUUUACAUAUCGAAGUUGAAGGUUCUGGGUUUUUGUAUAGGCAAGUAAGGAACAUGGUUGCUUUAUUGCUACAAAUUGGGAGGGAGGCACUCCCACCAGACAUUGUUCCAAAGAUUUUGGCAACACGUGAUCGCAAGGAACUUGCAAAGGUCGCUCUUGUGGCUCCACCUCAUGGGCUUUUUCUUGUGCAAGUCAACUAUAAUGAGGAUCAUCUCCGACCUCUUGAGGAUGGGCCGGCGACUAGUUUCGGUAGGCAUCAUAGCAUAAGCAAAUGUAAGCUGCAAUAUUACUAAAGUCAUCAUUUUAAGCACUAAUGGGUACCUGAAACUUCAAGUACAACUGUGAGAACUGAGAAAGGAAAAAUUGUAUCAUAUAGCAAAGAGACCUGAAAACAAUCUGUCUGUAAGAUUGACACUUCAUUUUUGACUAAUUUUCAGUUUGUAAAAUUCAGUUAAA
Molecule: messenger RNA, 1233 nt
Organism: Erigeron canadensis
Lineage: Eukaryota; Viridiplantae; Streptophyta; Magnoliopsida; Asterales; Asteraceae
Product: tRNA pseudouridine synthase A 1
Exons: 5
Coding region: 129-1070 (313 amino acids)
Biological process (GO): tRNA pseudouridine synthesis
Molecular function (GO): RNA binding; pseudouridine synthase activity
Source: RefSeq, a predicted model, not a curated record